UUAAAUAACAGAUCAAAAACAUUGAGAAUGAUUCUGUGGAGUGAUGUUGUGUUUCUCAUUGGAGGUUUUGUUGUUCUGAUUUACUUCUUCAUCAAGCGCAAGUACUCCUACUGGGCGGAACUUGGAGUACCGUAUGCAGAACCAAGAUUUCCCUGGGGCAACAUCGGUCAAGUGGGUUCGAAGUUGCAUUCAACGGAAUUAUUCCAACAAUUUUACAAAAGAUUCAAGGGAAAAGCCCCUUUCAUGGGAUUCUAUGUUACAAUAGCACCACAAGUUCUUGUUAUAGAUCUGGAUCUCAUACAGAGAAUAUUAAUAAAGGACUUCCACUAUUUUCAUGAUCGAGCCCGGUACUACAAUCUCAAGGAUGACCCUAUAUCAGGAACACUAUUCAAUAUUGACGGAAAAAAGUGGAAAACUCUACGAACGAAGAUAUCACCUACCUUUACCAGCGGCAGAAUGAAGAUGAUGCUUCCGACAGUGAUUGAUGUUGCUCAAAAUCUUCAUAAAACUCUAUUUGAUAAUAUCAGUGAUAAAGCUGAGAUUGAAGUUAGGGAUUACCUUUCGCGUUUUAGUACUGAUGUUAUAGGUUCUUGUGCAUUUGGACUUGAUUGCAACAGUCUCAAGGAUCCUAAUGUCAAAUUUCGUAUCUACGGUGAUAAGGCUUUUGGAAUGAGUUGGUGGCGAAAUAUAAAAUUAAGCUUCGCAGAGUCGCACACAAAAUUGGCUCGUAAAUUGCACGUUAGAUUAGUAGCUAAAGACGUGUCAGACUUCUACCGGGGAGUUGUAUUUGAUACGGUUAAGUAUCGAGAAGGGAAUGGGGUUCAACGGAAUGACUUCUUAAACUUAUUGAUGCAGAUCAAGGAUCGUGGGACCCUAGAUGGCAAUACUAUCGACACUGAAGGCAAAUUGACUUUAGAAGAGAUUGCUGCUCAGUCUCUAGCAUUUUUUCUAGCGGGAUAUGAAACAAGUUCAACUACCAUGACAUUUGCCUUAUACGAAAUGGCAAAGAAUCCGGAAAUUCAAGAGAAAGCUCGGAAGAAUGUAGUCGAUACUCUGGCUAAAUAUAAUUCAGAAUUUACUUACGAGGCAGCCAUGGAAAUGACGUAUCUCGAUCAGGUUAUCAAUGAAACGUUAAGAAAAUAUCCAUCAGUGGGAAAUUUGGCACGUCGCAUCGCUCUUGAUUAUGAAGUACCUGGGACUAAGUUUGUCUUGAAGAAAAAUCUCAAUGUUAUUAUUCCAAUCCACGCAAUCCAGAAUGAUCCAGAAAUAUUCCCAGAUCCAGACAAAUUCGAUCCAGAACGAUUUUCAGUGGAAAAUUCAAAAAAUCGACAUAAUGCUGCAUUUUUACCAUUCGGAGAUGGCCCGAGGAAUUGCGUAGGCCUUCGUUUUGGUAUGAUGCAGGUUCGGGUUGGCUUGGCGACUGUUUUAAAAAGUUUCCUCAUAGAAACCUGCUCACGGACACCCAACCCGAUUAUUCUUAAGAAGAAUAGCAUUACGAUGUCCCCUCAAGGAGGUAUGUGGCUAACUCUCAAGAGAGUUUCCGAAUAA
Molecule: messenger RNA, 1548 nt
Organism: Phlebotomus papatasi
Lineage: Eukaryota; Metazoa; Arthropoda; Insecta; Diptera; Psychodidae
Product: cytochrome P450 6a8-like
Exons: 2
Coding region: 28-1548 (506 amino acids)
Molecular function (GO): monooxygenase activity; oxidoreductase activity, acting on paired donors, with incorporation or reduction of molecular oxygen; heme binding
Source: RefSeq, a predicted model, not a curated record